Messenger RNA from Apis laboriosa (Himalayan honeybee), 2108 nucleotides. RefSeq names its product bone morphogenetic protein receptor type-1B (gene tkv). The transcript has 5 exons. Bases 366 to 1631 code for a protein of 421 amino acids. Gene Ontology annotation, molecular function: SMAD binding; transforming growth factor beta receptor activity, type I; ATP binding. Gene Ontology annotation, biological process: cellular response to growth factor stimulus; protein phosphorylation; BMP signaling pathway. NCBI's taxonomy places the organism in Eukaryota, Metazoa, Arthropoda, Insecta, Hymenoptera, Apidae. Gene Ontology annotation, cellular component: plasma membrane; signaling receptor complex. The record is from RefSeq and is a predicted model, not a curated record.
UCUCGCCCUACGUCACAGUGAAGUAUGUGCUCUCGGAUGUAGAAAAUGGCUGCGCUCUUUGCUACCCCAGGUCGGUGCGGAUGUAAAUACGGCCUGUGGAUCAGCUUAGGAGUGUUUAUCGCGAAAUUUAUUUAUGAUAAACAAGGAUAGAAGAAAAACGUGAUCGCACUUGGAAACUAUUGUAAACAUUGGGAAUUACUUGCUAUUGUGAAGGACAUUGUCCAGAUGAUCGACAAAAUGGAACUUGCGAAGGGAGACCUGGUGGUCAUUGUUUUAGCGCGGUAGAAGAAGUUUGGGAUGCAGAAUCAGGAGAAUUUGUGCCAGAAUGGUCAUUUGGCUGUUUACCACCAGACGAGCAAGGUUUCAUGCAAUGCAAAGGAUACCUUGUGCCACAUUUACAAGGAAAAAAUAUAAUAUGUUGUAACAAGAGUGCAUUAUGUAACAAAGAUUUAUAUCCUGAUUAUAAACCUAGAACUACAACAGUACCUAAUCCUAUGGCUAUAGCAUCGGGUGCGCCACUUAUAAUAUUAACUACCAUUUUGUCUAUAUGCUUAAUGGUAAUUUCAAUAGCUAUGGUGAUCAUAUAUCAUAGAUACAGAAGAAAAGAAAGAGGACCUUGCUUAGUGCCUUCUCAAGGAACACUUAAAGACUUUAUUGAUCAGAGUAGUGGUUCUGGAUCAGGAUUACCUCUCUUAGUACAGCGAACUAUAGCUAAACAAUUAGCUUUAUCUCAAUGUGUUGGGAAGGGACGAUAUGGUGAAGUAUGGCUUGCAAGAUGGAGAGGGGAAAAAGUGGCAGUGAAAGUAUUUUUUACAUUAGAAGAAGCAUCUUGGUUUAGAGAAACUGAAAUUUAUCAGACAGUUUUAAUGAGACACGAUAAUAUCUUGGGUUUCAUCGCGGCUGAUAUCAAAGGCACAGGAUCUUGGACACAAAUGUUACUAAUUACAGAUUAUCAUGAAAGAGGCUCAUUAUAUGAUUAUCUACAAACUACUGUUCUAGAUUAUCCUAGCCUUUUAGCAAUAUGUCUUUCAAUUGCUUCUGGUAUUGCUCAUCUUCAUACAGAGAUUUUUGGUACACGGGGGAAACCUGCUAUAGCUCAUAGAGAUAUUAAAAGUAGAAAUAUUUUAGUAAAAAAGAAUGGUGAAUGCGCAAUUGCAGACUUUGGUUUAGCAGUUAGAUAUAUUAGUGAAAGCGGAGAAAUUGAUAUUGCACCCAAUACACGAGUGGGUACACGCCGAUACAUGGCUCCAGAAGUUUUAGAUGAAACUUUAAACACAUCUUCUUUUGACGCUUUCAAGAUGGCAGAUAUGUAUUCUGUUGGUCUUGUACUUUGGGAAACUUGUAGAAGAUGCAUUACAGGUGGCAAAAAUUCUAUGGUCGAACCAUAUGCUUUACCGUAUCAAGAUGUUGUUCCAAGUGAUCCAGAUUUUGAAGAUAUGCGGUUAGCAGUUUGUGUAAAACGAUUACGUCCAAUAAUACCAGCACGAUGGGAAAAUGAUUCAAUUCUAUUUGCGCUGAGUAAGCUUAUAGCCGAAUGUUGGCAUGCAAAUCCAGCCGUUCGUUUAACAGCGCUGCGCGUGAAAAAGACAAUAUCAAAAUUACAUAUUGACAAUGCUAUUAAAAUCGUAUAACAUUUGACGAUAUUCGUUGGAUGUAUUCUAUCUUAUCGCUAGUAGCUAAAAAAUAAUUUCUUCCCUUGUAAAUAACCCGGUGUAUAUAGAUUUAUUGACAGACUGCAAGCCUGAAGACUGAAUAAUAAAAUUUAAAAAUACGUAAAUACGUAUGUAUGUGCGAAUGUACUGUGAUCAAAUCAAUCAUGACUGGAAAAGAAAGAAAUUAUGAAUGAAUGUGUAUAUCUUUAUAUUGUUAUAAGUAAAUGCGACGAAACAUGAUGAUAAUGUUUUAACGUAUUUUAUUAUGUUAUUUUAAAAUUUGAGUAUGUAAUCAAUGAUGGCCACUACUUAGAAAGAAUAAUUUUUAUUUUCUUUCAGUCUAAAAAAAAUGAAAAUAUUCUAAUUUCUAAAUACAUAUAAACAUAAAAUGGAGAUAUUUAAAAUGAAAUUAAUCGUAAAAAUUUAUUUAAAAAAAAAACGCAAAAAUUAUUUUAA